AUGUCGAAAGACAUAUCCAAAACCUAUCACACUCUUCACGAGUAUUCGAUGCUACUGGAACUGGCACGCAAAAUUAUCUUGAUCGUUGAUCCACAGCCUGUGUACAGCCAGACGCUCCGUCGUAAAGAGGGCUCUACCUUGGACACAAUAUUUGGGUACGAUAGAAGUAUGCUUUGGGAUCUUUUGUUCCUCCUAUGCAUCGAUAUCCCAAUUGCCGGUGUCGCUCAACUUGCUGCACGGAUUUCCGCUAUUGCGCCUUAUCAAGGGAAACGACACACUGAUCUUCAAGCUCUUGUUGAUCUUCUCGUGCAGGCGCCUGGAAGCGGUACCAACAUGAAGAUUAUUGUAUAUCUUGAGCAUAUGCAUCUUGAAGAUCUCGCAAUUGUCCUCGGUUUACUGAACUUGCGGCGUGGGCCCACUACGUUCGAGGAAGUUUGGACUUCCUGGCUUCCGCAUGGUAUGGACCUAGAGCAUAUGAAAGAAAAGUAUGAAAAACACUACAGGAAUUUAGUGGUGUCUGCUGCGGAGCAGGCUGGAUGCAUUGAGAUUCUCAAUAUUCCUCCGGAACUUGACGUUGAUGAGACCGACGAGGGGGAUAUUCGUGGUACUCAGUACAUCAUGAGGAGCCGAAGGACCUGGACGGAGAAUAAUAUUAUCUGA
Molecule: messenger RNA, 660 nt
Organism: Talaromyces amestolkiae
Lineage: Eukaryota; Fungi; Ascomycota; Eurotiomycetes; Eurotiales; Trichocomaceae
Exons: 1
Coding region: 1-660 (219 amino acids)
Source: RefSeq, a predicted model, not a curated record